This is a messenger RNA of Magnolia sinica, 1661 nucleotides long. Its product is annotated as U-box domain-containing protein 7. The record is from RefSeq and is a predicted model, not a curated record. Gene Ontology annotation, molecular function: protein binding. The coding region runs from base 220 to 1515 and encodes 431 amino acids. NCBI's taxonomy places the organism in Eukaryota, Viridiplantae, Streptophyta, Magnoliopsida, Magnoliales, Magnoliaceae. The transcript is spliced from 2 exons.
GUCGAAGCCAAAACCUCCUCAGGUUUUAUAUACUUCAAUGAACUAAUAUAUUAGUUCAGUAGGAUUCGCUGCCUUUAAAAACAGCGUUUCUGCAUGUGAUGCCUGAGAUCUCUGUUUCCUUGCAAGCGGGAAAGCCCUGUUUCUCUCUCUCUCUUUCUUUCUCUCUCUCUCAUAAAUACAUAGAUCGCUUUAAGGCAAGCAAAAAACAACGGUUUCUCAAUGUCUAACCGUCUCAUCAAGAGAAAGAUGGGCGACUCAUCGCCCCGCUUCUUCUCCUUCUCCAAAAAUCUCCUCUUCUUCUCCAGAAUCCGACGCCUGCUUCGAUUCAAGACUGCCCGAAAGAGCUGCGUCGUAUUGGAUCGAUUUGAGAAGGCGAAACCAGAGGAAGAAAUGGAAGAAAGGAAGGAAGAAGGGAUAGAUGGAGGAAUCGAAGACGGGUGUAUUGUAUUGCAGAGAUCGGUGAAGCUGCUUCAUUUCGGAGAUUUGAAAGAUAAAGAUGCCGCGGCGAGAGAGAUUAAGAGAUUAGCGAAAGAGGAUUUGAGAACGAGGAAAUCGCUCGCGGCGCUCGGUGUCAUACCAACGCUUGUAUCGAUGCUCGAUUCGGAGGUUUCCGAGCAACGGAGAUUGGCAGUUCAGGUGUUGAUCGAGCUUGCUAACGGGACUUACACGAACAAGGCUCUCAUGGUAGAGGCAGGAAUCCUUGCAAAAUUGCCGCAGCUCGUUAGCACGCGAGACCCAUCUAGCAAACAAGAGCUGGCGAUCCUCCUCCUAUCUUUGUCCUCUCUUGCAAGUACCCAAUUCCCAUUUCCAUCUUUGGAAUUCCUUCCAUUCCUCAUCGAGGUCCAUGAUUCAGAUGUCAACGAUGAAACGAGGGCAGCGUGCCUGGCUACUGUUUACAACUUCUCAACUAUACUUGACCAUGCGGGAGCUCUAGUAUCGAGUGGUGCGGUCGGCACUCUCCUCAGAUUGGUGUCGGAGAAAGAGUCUUCAGAGAGAGCUCUUAUGACUCUGGGGAACUUGGUGGUGACCAUGGCAGGAAAGAAGGCCAUGGAAAAUGAUCCAAUGGUCCCAAAAGUCUUGAUUGAGACAAUCACAUGGGAAGAGAAGCCGCGAUGCCAAGAACUGGCUGCGUACAUGCUCAUGAUUCUAUCACACAGGAGUCGGGCCCAGAGAGAAAAGAUGGCGCAAUUGGGAGUGGUUCCAGUCCUUCUUGAAGUGGCCUUGUUAGGGAGCCCCUUGGCUCAGAAGAGGGCAGUCAAGAUAUUGCAAUUGUUCAAAGACGAGCGGCAGAUGAAAGUAGGGGCCCACUCCGGGCCACAAACAGGCAGGCUCAUGAUCGGUUCGCCUGUAAAUGAGAAGGACGCACUUGAAGGAAAGAUAGCCAUUAAAAAGAUGGUCAAACAAAGCCUAGAUAAAAAUAUGGAAUUGAUUAUGAAGAGAGCUAAUGCUCCUAGCGAUUGCUCUAAGCUCAAGGGUCUAGUUGUGAGCUCGAGCUCUAAGAGCUUGCCUUACUAAGGUCCCUAUCAAUGCAAUUUCUCUCAAUUUGUUGAAAUUUCCAUUGAAAUUGUACCUUCUGAUCAAUGGCACAUGGAGAUUGUAAAUUCUUGGAAAAUAAAAUAUGAGGCAAUGAAAUAAAUAACAUGCUCUCUUGCAAAAGAUCA